GGUUGCUAGGGGCGGCGAUGGCGGCGGCGGCUCCUCCAUGGCGACGGGGCUGAGCGGGACCCUGCGGCCGGGACGCGGGGACUCCCCCUGGCGGAGCCAGGAGCCUUCGAUGGGGGGAGGCCCAGUCCUCGGGAAAAAGGGAGAGAGAGAGGCUCAUGUUGAAGCCAACCAGCUGCGCUUCUGAGUGGGAAACUCUGGACUGAUCUCAUGGCUUGCUUUUUAUUUAAUUAAUACUUCAUUAUCUCUGAAAAUGAACCUUAUGUGAAGCUCUUCUCCUAACUCUCCUUAUUCCUUUUCCACGAGGUGGCUGCUGUGCAAGGGAAGAAAUGGCACGAAGUAAAUGACUCCAGUAAAGCAAUCUGCUUUGCCCAAGUGCCCAGUGAGCAGCACUGUCACUUUAAUAAUUCCAGGUCAAGGGAUUGCUUUCCUCGUUUUCAAUCCUCUCUUUUAAUACAUGGGAGGAUCAGAGGGACAUUAAAGACCAUAAGGCUGGGUGGCUUGCAGAUAAUAAAAAUGGAAGUGACUGGCCAGUGACUUCUGUUGGGUAAGAGGGUGAUAUUUAAAGGCUCUUGUCUGGUGAGGAAACAGGGACCUUUUCAGUCUGCUGUGUAGUCACUUAAUACAUAGCUAGCAGAAUUCAUUCAAGAAGUGCAAGAAGUUUAAACAGUCACUUUGGAUUGCUUUUGUCUUCCUCCUUAUUUGGAUUCUUUGGGAGUUUUUGUCCUGCCAAUAAUAUGUUUUUGAGUAUGUACAGGUGGAGUAUUAAGACAGCUGCCUAGAGAUGGACUGUGCCUUAAUUAUAUUACAUAAAACCUUUUAAUUUUCAAAUUUUGCUGCCAGAAGAGGAGUUAUAAUAAGGUUUUAUACUGCCAAGGAACGUUUUCUCUGGUAUUUUUUAUAGAUUGAAAUACAUUUUAAAGAAAUUGAAAACAUCUCUUAAAUCAAAAAGCUUCUUUUCCCCCCCAUUUUUUUUUUUUCCUUACUGGUGGGAAGCAUCAGAAGUCCAAGUCAAGAAAACAGCAAGUAUUGAUAGAAAUGAAGACUGAAGCUGCAUUUCCUAACUGAACUGUAGAAGUGUGUUGCAGUAGCCAGUUCAGACCUCGCAGUGUGCCAGGUGUACGUCCUUCAUACCUGUACAUAAGGGCUUGCAGCCAGAUUCAGCAGUAGGAAGAAGAAUGCCAGUCAAGAAGAAAGAUACUGACCGAGCUUUGGUGCUGCUGGAAGAAUACUGUAAGAGACUAAAGAAGCCAGAAGAGCAACAACUGAAAAAAGCCAUCAGAAAGGUGAUGGGCAUCUUUAAGAGCAGCUUGUUUCAGGCACUUCUAGAUAUUCAAGAAUUUUAUGAAGUGACACUGCUAAAUUCCCAGAAAAGCUAUGAGCAAAAAAUAGAAGAAGCAAAUCAAGUUGCAGAGAAAUGGGAGAAGACAACAUCUGCCACAGACGAUGAAAAACUGCAGAAAAACCAAGAGUCUGCUGCUUCCAACGGAUCACAAGGAUCUGGACAAUGUGGUGAACCCAAGAAGGAGAACCAGACAUUUGAUAAUUAUGUGGUGGACAUGAAGACAAAGAAAUAUCGUUAUCAAGAUGAGGACGCUCCACAUGAUCAUACUUUGCCUCGAUUAACCCAUGAAGUGAGAGGCCCAGAGCUUGUUCAUGUGUCAGAGAAGAACUUGUCUCAAAUAGAGAAUGUCCAUGGAUAUGUCUUACAGUCUCACAUUUCUCCUUUGAAGGCAAGCCCUGCCCCUAUAAUUGUCAACACAGACACCUUGGACACAAUCCCUUAUGUCAAUGGAACAGAAAUUGAAUAUGAAUUUGAAGAAAUUACUUUGGAGAGGGGGAAUUCUGGCCUGGGGUUCAGUAUUGCUGGAGGAACAGAUAACCCACACAUUGGGGAUGAUCCUGGGAUCUUCAUUACUAAGAUUAUACCAGGAGGAGCCGCAGCAGAGGAUGGAAGGCUCAGGGUCAACGAUUGCAUCUUGCGAGUAAAUGAGGUGGACGUGUCAGAAGUCUCACACAGCAAAGCAGUGGAGGCCUUAAAAGAGGCUGGUUCCAUAGUACGACUGUAUGUUCGUCGAAGGCGACCUAUUCUGGAGACCGUGGUAGAGAUCAAGUUGUUCAAAGGACCUAAAGGUCUGGGAUUCAGUAUUGCAGGAGGGGUUGGAAACCAACACAUCCCUGGGGACAACAGCAUUUAUGUCACCAAGAUUAUUGAUGGAGGAGCUGCACAAAAAGAUGGGAGGCUGCAGGUUGGAGACAGGCUUCUUAUGGUAAAUAAUUACAGUUUAGAAGAAGUUACUCAUGAAGAGGCAGUAGCGAUACUGAAGAACACAUCAGAUGUAGUGUAUCUGAAAGUUGGAAAGCCCACCACCAUUUACAUGACUGAUCCUUAUGGCCCACCAGAUAUUACUCACUCUUAUUCUCCACCGAUGGAAAAUCAUAUACUCUCUUCUGGAAACAAUGGCACUUUAGAGUACAAGGCAUCCCUGGCCCCUAUCUCACCGGGAAGAUACUCACCCAUUCCAAAGCACAUGCUUGUGGAGGACGACUACACCAGGCCUCCUGAACCUGUUUACAGCACUGUGAACAAACUGUGUGAUAAACCACCUUCUCCUAGGCACUAUUCCCCUGUCGAGUGUGACAAAAGCUUCCUUCUUACAGCUCCCUAUCCCCACUACCACGUAGGCCUGCUCCCUGACUCUGAGAUCACCAGUCACUCCCAGCACAGCACUGCAACCCGUCCUCCCACAGUGAGCUUGCAGCGGACCAUUUCUGUGGAAGGAGAGCCUCGAAAAAUCAUCCUGCACAAGGGCUCCACAGGACUUGGUUUUAACAUUGUGGGAGGAGAAGAUGGGGAAGGCAUUUUCGUGUCUUUCAUCCUAGCAGGCGGGCCUGCCGACCUCAGUGGAGAACUGCAGAGAGGAGAUCAGAUUUUGUCUGUGAAUGGUAUUGAUCUUCGAGGUGCUACCCACGAGCAGGCGGCAGCUGCGCUGAAAGGAGCAGGGCAGACGGUAACGAUCAUAGCACAAUACCAGCCAGAGGAGUACGCUCGGUUUGAGGCAAAAAUCCAUGACCUGCGUGAGCAGAUGAUGAAUCACAGCAUGAGUUCUGGGUCCGGCUCCCUGAGGACUAAUCAGAAGAGGUCACUGUAUGUCAGAGCCAUGUUUGACUAUGACAAGAGCAAAGACAGUGGCCUCCCAAGCCAAGGACUCAGUUUUAAGUAUGGAGACAUCCUUCAUGUCAUCAACGCCUCGGACGAUGAGUGGUGGCAGGCGAGGAGGGUCACUCUGGAAGGAGACAGUGAAGAGAUGGGAGUUAUACCCAGCAAGAGGAGAGUUGAAAGAAAGGAACGAGCACGUUUGAAGACGGUGAAAUUCAAUGCGAAGCCUGGUGUAAUUGAUGCAAAAGGGUCAUUCAAUGACAAGCGUAAAAAGAACUUCAUCUUUUCACGAAAAUUCCCAUUCUACAAGAGCAAGGAGCAGAGUGAGCAGGAAACAAGUGAUCCAGAACGAGGCCAAGAAGACUGCAUCCUUUCUUAUGAACCUGUCACCAGACAGGAAAUUAAUUACACCAGGCCAGUUAUUAUUCUGGGUCCUAUGAAAGAUCGGAUCAACGAUGAUUUGAUAUCUGAAUUCCCUGAUAAGUUUGGGUCAUGUGUACCACAUACCACACGGCCAAAGCGUGACUAUGAAGUGGAUGGGAGAGAUUAUCAUUUUGUCAUUUCAAGAGAACAAAUGGAAAAAGAUAUCCAAGAGCACAAAUUUAUAGAAGCUGGGCAGUACAAUGAUAAUUUAUAUGGAACUAGUGUCCAGUCCGUGAGAUUUGUGGCAGAAAGGGGCAAGCACUGUAUACUUGAUGUGUCAGGAAAUGCUAUCAAACGACUACAAGUUGCACAACUCUAUCCCAUCGCUAUCUUCAUUAAACCUAAAUCAUGGGAGCCUCUGAUGGAAAUGAAUAAACGUCUUACAGAGGAGCAAGCAAAGAAAACCUAUGAUCGAGCAAUUAAAUUAGAACAAGAAUUUGGAGAAUAUUUUACAGCUAUUGUCCAAGGAGAUAGCUUAGAAGAUAUUUAUAAUCAAUGCAAACUUGUAAUUGAAGAACAAUCUGGGCCUUUCAUCUGGAUUCCUUCAAAGGAAAAAUUAUAAAUUAGCCACUGCACCUCUGACUACGACGGGAGAAUAUUUAGAAGAAAACUAUAAUAUACUAUUUGGAGGCUUUCCUGUUUUUGUUGCAUUUAUGUUCUUUGCAGUCAAUGUGAAUUUUGAUGAAUGUACAACACAAAGUGUUUGAAGCCAUGAAGGACACUAAUGGGUCAAAGGGUAGGAACAAAAAGACUUCUACCAUAUAAAGCAAAUCUGUUGUGUGCUCAGAGCACCAGUUGUAGGUACAAACUUUUGACGUGGAGACCCUCAGUCAAGGGGAGCUAGCCACCUCCUGUGCCCAUGCGGACAUUCUGAUCGGUUUCAAUGGCUGAGCUCAGUGUGUUGAUUGCUUUAAAGAGAAGUUCCCAGCUCUUGAACCUCAUAUAGGGCUUGAUUCUGCAAGGCACUCAGCACUUGACCCCAAUUCCUACACAUGAGUAGCCCGUUGACUUGGAGUCACUUGUGACCCUUCCCUGUGCCGUUCGGUCCCAUCAGUUCCAGUAGGACUAUUCAUGUGCUCAAAGCUAAGCACAGGCUUAAGCAUUUUGCUAGAUCAGGGCCACAUGCACCUUGCAAAAUCAAGCUCAGAGUUCUUGGUCCACUUCCUACUGAAGUCACUGGCAGGAUGCUCUUUGACUUGACUGGGAGAUGGGUCCUAUUCUAAGCUUGUCAUUGCACAUUUGUAGUUGGUACACCUCGACUUUGGUAACUAUGCACAUCUUCCGAUUUCUGAAACCAAGUCAAGCAUUUCUUUUUUCCCCUUUGGAAACACUACCACAUCAGGAACUAGUAACACUAAAGUUUAUCUUAACAGAGUUUGGGGGUGGGAGAGGAUGGAAGCAUUUCACAUCACCCACACCUGCACACAGACACAUUCCCAUGCGGACACACACACCUGUAUGAGGAUUCACAGCACCUAUGUUGACAAGGAGGGAUACAACUGGGAAAAGCUUUAAAAUUUUUGAUUGUCUAUUUUAUCAUUUAUAUUGAAAGAAGGCACUUAAAGAUGGAAUAAUUUAUAAAAAUAAAAAAUAUAUUGAUGUAUAGAAACUAAUUUCUAUAGGUAAAAAUGUUUUUGUGAGAUAUUUUGUAAAGAAUAAUUAAUUGAAAGAUUAAAUAUUUACACCCUUGUGUGACUGUAAAAUGUAAAGAGGACCAUCAAGUUGCAUUAUCCCUGUUCCAUAACAGAUUCUCUAUUAUUAAUUACAAGCAAAAUGAUUCCUUAAAUUGUAGUUGUCAUCUUGUUUUUCUCUUAAUUUAAUCCUCUCCUUUGUCUCUAUUUAAUCAUGAUUAACUCCUCUGGAAAGAUUUCUUGAACUGACUGCCCUGUAGGACCUUUUCUGAACACAAAAGGAUAAUGCAUCUUCAAAUUGAAAUGGACAAUUUUUCAGAAGCAAAAUGUCAGUGCCUGAAUGCCCUUCAUCAUUUCUCUCCUGGAGGGAGUCACACUUCACCCCCAAAUGUUUUAUGAUUCUUCCUGCUCCUUUAAAGGAAAUACCAAAAGCAUUUGAUCUUUCCUCUCUCUGCAGGCAGGCAGGUCACAAACUAACUUGUAUCUUCAUUCAUUUCACAGUCAACAAGGGUCUUAAAAGCAAAAAACUGAGGCAAUGGGCAUUUGUGAGGGAUUUGGGGAAAGUCUGUGGAACUGCAGUUUGAGGCGCAUGGAAGAGGAGAGGGGUGUGGGGUAUUUUCUCGUUUCACAUUGCCCUCCCUUUUAUCCUGACACCAUUCUUCACUCUGACACACAAGGGGACAACUGCAAGAGAUACUAUGAUAGUAAACUGAAUGGCCUUUGCUGCUGCUGGACCAAGUUUUCUGUAAAACCCACACUCUCCUGCUUGCUGCACUGCAGGAGUCCAGUGCUUAUCAGCUGGUGGCUACAGCAACCCUAAUGUUUAAGGACGUUUUAAGGGCAAAUGCUGAAUAGACUCCUCAGUUACUUCUCUAUUUGGAGCUGAUGUUUCUACACCCUGUCAAGGUGACAGGUCUAUCCAGCCAACCUCCGCAGACAGCGUGGCCAGCUGGAUGUUUGCAAUACAGCCACCAGCAGUGAGGGUUAAAAAUAUGGGCAUUUUAGUGGCCCUGAGGUGGCCUCACUUACUGCCCUACUAUGGUAACUUUGAGAAGUUCACACUUCUUUUACUGCUAAUCUUCUUGCCUGGCCAGCGCAGAUUUAUAAACAAGGGUUUCAGUUAAGUCUCCAAAAGAGCUUUGUAAUCAGAAGGGCUAGAAACUUCUUCAUUUUUUUGUUUGGUUUUUUUUGUUUGUUU
Messenger RNA from Apus apus (common swift), 6409 nucleotides. RefSeq names its product discs large MAGUK scaffold protein 2 (gene DLG2). Gene Ontology annotation, cellular component: neuron projection; postsynaptic density membrane; neuromuscular junction. The transcript has 27 exons. Gene Ontology annotation, biological process: chemical synaptic transmission. NCBI's taxonomy places the organism in Eukaryota, Metazoa, Chordata, Aves, Apodiformes, Apodidae. Bases 1176 to 4142 code for a protein of 988 amino acids. The record is from RefSeq and is a predicted model, not a curated record. Gene Ontology annotation, molecular function: kinase binding.